Eruca vesicaria subsp. sativa (arugula) is the source of this 4647-nucleotide messenger RNA. NCBI's taxonomy places the organism in Eukaryota, Viridiplantae, Streptophyta, Magnoliopsida, Brassicales, Brassicaceae. The record is from the annotation of a GenBank genome assembly.
AUGCAGACUCCUACCCCACAUUCGCAGACUAUUAGAUUACGCAACUUUAUUAGAUUAAAGAUUUAUGCUAUCUUACAGAAGAAGGUUACUGCAAGGGGCUCGCUUGAACAACGAGAACAACGUAUAAGAAAAUUCACUGGACAGAUUGAUGAAAUCCUCUGGUCGCGAGCCAAUUCAUCAGAGAGAGCCUAUGCAGAUUUAAGAGAUCUUGAAGCCCGCAUUGAUUUUAUUCUCAACUUGAUUUUAAAGAAAAUCAUUUUGCAGAAGCAGCAGCAACAACAACGGCGUGUUUGUCCUCCAACUACUUCUGCUACCAUGAUGAGCGUUUCAUCUUCAUCAAAUCCUCCGCAUACUACUAACAACAAUAACUUCGCUGGAGGAACUUUCCAAUAUGGAGGAAACUACAACAUUCAUUGCACAACUGGAGGUCAAAUCCAACUACUCUCACCUCUCUUAAUAUACAAAUCUGUUCUCAGUCUCAUCAACCGCUUCUUUUUGUUGAAUUUCAAUAAUGCAGGAUUCCCUGUUACUUGUGGCAAUAGCAGCGUACCUGGGUUACACAGAACCGAGCCACUCUACAGUGAUGGUGCAAAUUACCAGAUGGUUGAUGUUUCUAGGCCCCAACUUACUUCUUCUGGCUUCUCUUCUGGUUCCUUUGGAAUUUACGGGAACGCCGUAACCCUUGCUACUUCUUCUCAACCAACUUUUUCUAUACCUUUUGGUUCAAGUAAUCUCCACGGAGGUGUAAUGUCAGCCAGCUCAAUGGUUGUUGCUCAGGAUACACGUCCAUUCCACCCAGAUCCUAUGCUCGCUACCUUCACAAAUAAUCAGCCAUACCUGCAGCAAACUCCAUACUCAUUUCAUCAGCUCGGGAAUACAACUUUUCAAUCUGCUUCCGCUCAACAAUUCUUUGGCCAUCAAGCUGGUGAUGCUAGGCACCAAGAACAGCACUCUCGACAGCUUUAUCCUGGUAACCUGCAGAAUCAAGAUCAUUUACUAUACCAGGGUGCUUAUCGGACUCAGGUAGCUACGAGUUCACCUCUUCAUGUCAACCAUGGACCAAGCUUGGAUUGUUACAAAGAAGAUCUUCAGCAACAGGCCCUAAAUGAGUUCAAACCAUCCAAGUUGCACUACCAAUACAAUGCUGUUCAUACUAGUCAUCUGACUUCUCCAUCUCUCCCAUCAGAUCCUCAUGAUCAGAAGCAGUCGCCAUCAGUCUUGGUUCAAAGGCAGUCAUCUCUUAAGAACUCAACACAAAUAUCAGCGAAAAUUAAUGGAGACAGAGAACCUCUUGGGGUUAAUGUUAGUCAAACAACUCCUAUGCAGCCACAAUCUCUGCAUCGCUGCUCCUCGUCUGCAAGAGCGCCUCAAGAAUCAGAAAACAAUAAUGGAGAGAGAGAACUUAAUGGGGCCAAUUCAUGUCAAAAUACUCGUAUGCAGCCAGAAGCUGUUCGCAGCUCCUCAUCUGCAAGAGCGCCUCAAAUAACUCCUAUUAAUGGGGUUAACUCAUGUCAAAACACUCCGAUGCAGCCAGUAGCUGUUCAAAGCUCCUCAUCUGCAAGAGCGCCUCAAAUAACUCCUGUUAGUGCGAUUAACUCAUGUCAAAACACUCCGAUGCAGCCAGUAGCUGUUCAUAGCUCCUCAUCUGCAAGAGCGCCUCAAAUAACUCCUGUUAGUGCGGUUAACUCAUGUCAAAACACUCCGAUGCAGCCAGUAGCUGUUCAAAGCUCCUCAUCUGCAAGAGCGACUCUAACUGUUUCUCCUAGAAGCACUGCUGAGAGGAAACUUCUUCUAGAUGGAAACAACACAUCAAGUAAACAGGUCAAUGGAGAUCGUAGUCAAGAUGUUAGGAAUCAGAUUCGGUGGCUUCUAAUUUUGGAGCAUGCACGUGACUGCAGAGCAACAGGAGAUACGUGUCUGAGCAAGUUCUGUCUUCCUGUCAAAAAGCUACUGGAACAUAUGAAAUGCUGCAUGAUCCCUGGCUGUACAGAACCACGUUGUGGGCAGACUCGGAAAUUGCUUCUUCAUUACGAGGAGUGCAGGAACAAAUCUUGCCUUGUCUGUGUACCUGUCAAUGAUAGCAUCAAAAAGAAUAGAAAUAAAAGAGGCGCUCUACCAAGGGAAUCUUCAGAGUCUGUGCAAGCAUACAACAACAAAAGAGGCGCUGAAACUAUUGAUGUUAGUGAUGAUCUGCGACCCUCAGUUAAGCGCCUGAAAAUAGAGAAACCCUCCCAGAUUGCAACUUCUGAUGAGAGGGAGAGCAUGCCGGUUUCAGCAUGUGGUGCUGUCUUUUCAAUGCCUAAGAAAGAGAGAUAUGGUUUGCAAAGUGUCAAAGUUGAGGUUAUGCCUAUGGACAUAGAUCUUUCUGAUGUUUCCAGGAUUCCCGUUACCCUUCAUGUUGCUGAAGAUAUUCCCAUGGGUAGAGAGUCUGCUAUGAAUGACAAAACUAUUUGUUUAACGUCACAAGGGAAACCCAAAUGUAUGGAUGAAAUGGGUGCACCAAAGAAAGGGAAUGUGAAACAAUCCAUGGAUGCGUCUAAGAUGGAAAUCUCCUCCCUCGUUGAAUUGUUUACUCCAGAGCAAGUAAAAGAGCAUAUCAGAGGUCUUCGUCAAUGGGUAGGCCAGAGCAAAACCAAGGCGGACAAAAACAAAGCAAUGGGUUGCUUCAUAUCUGCGGAAGCUUGCCAGUUAUGUGCUAUUGAGAGGCUUGUAUUUGAGCCAAUACCUAUUUACUGCUCCCCUUGUGCUGUACGCAUCAAGAGAAACGCCUUGCACUAUACCGUUGCUGCUGGUGAGUCACGGCAUUAUGUCUGCGCAACUUGCUUCACCGAAGCGCGUGAAGACUCUGUUUCUGUUGAUGGAACCUCUAUACCGAAAGCAAGGCUUGAGAAGAAGAAAAACGAUGAACAAGUUAUAGAAGGGGUUCCUGGAGCCGAAUCACUUACUGUCAGAGUUGUGGCAUCAGUUGACAAAGUAUUAGAAGUAAAGGAGAAUUUCCUCGAGCUUUUCCGAGGAGAGAACUAUCCAUCUGAAUACCCUUAUAAGUCCAAGGUCAUAUUGUUGUUUCAGAAGAUUGAAGGUGUCGAGGUGUGCUUAUUUGGCAUGUUCGUCCAGGAAUUUGGAACAGAAUGUGGACCUGCCAAUCAGCGGCGGGUAUACCUUUCAUAUCUGGACUCGGUUAAGUAUUUCAGACCUGAGGUUCGAACAGUCUCUGGAGAAGCCCUCCGCACGUUUGUGUACCAUGAAAUUCUGAUUGGUUACCUCGAUUACUGUAAGAAACGUGGUUUCACAAGCUGCUACAUAUGGGCAUGCCCACCACUUAAGGGUGAAGAUUAUAUUCUAAACUGUCAUCCUGAAAUCCAGAAGACGCCCAAGACUGACAAACUAAGGGAAUGGUAUUUAGCAAUGCUUAGGAAAGCUUCAGAGGAAGAUGUGGUGGUUGAAUGCACAAACCUCUAUGAUCAAUUCUUUGCCCAGUCUGACGAGUGUAGAGCUGAUGUAACUGCUGCAAGGUUGCCAUAUUUUGAUGGGGACUACUUGCCAGGUGCUGCUGAAGAUUUAAUACAGAAAAUGCGCCAAGAAGGUGAUGGGACCACUAAGUUAAAUGGAAAAGGAUACACCAAAAAGGUCAUAACGAAAAGAGCCCUAAGAGCAGUUGGCCAGUCGGACCUUCCUGUCAAUGCCUCAAAGGAUCGGCUGUUGAUGCAAAAACUCGGUGAGAGUAUCUUCCCGAUAAAGGAAGAUUUUAUCAUGGUUCAUUUGCAACAUUGCUGUAAGCACUGUUGCUCUCUCAUGGUAUCAGGAAAUCGGUGGGUGUGCAAGCACUGCAAGAAUUUUCAGAUCUGUGACAAGUGUUACGAAGUGGAACAGAAGCGCGCAGAGAAAGAGAGACAUCCAAUCAAUCGGAAAGUGAAGCACAAAAUUUUUCCUGUGGCAAUUAAAGACGUUCCCAUUGAGAUUGAGGACAAAGACGUCAACAUUCAGAGCGAGUUCUUUGAUAACAGGCAAGCUUUCCUGAGUCUUUGCCAAGGCAACAACUAUCAGUACGACACACUAAGGCGGGCGAAACAUUCUUCCAUGAUGAUACUCUAUCAUCUUCACAACCCAAGUGUCCCUGCAUUUCCAACGGCAUGCACCAUCUGCCAACAAGAGAUUGAAAACGCUCAAGGCUGGCACUGCCAAGUUUGCACGGCCUAUGAUGUCUGCAAUGCCUGUUACCCUAAGGCGUGUAUCGACCAUUCACAUAAACUGGUAAGCCGUUCAUCUGCUGGGAAAGCUAGUGUACAAGACACCAGGCGAGCUAAUCAAAUCCAGUUUGACAAGAUGAUAGAACUGCUUGUACAUGUAGCAGCUCCAUGCCGGUAUUUACAUUGCCAGUAUCAGCGGUGUCGCUGGAUGAAGACGUUAAUCAGACAUGUAAUAGAUUGUAAGAUGGCUCGUGGAGAUUGCCCCAAGUGUACGCAAUUUUGGUUACUCAUCAGAACCCAUGCCCGCUCCUGUAGAGAUUCCAAAUGCAUUGUCCCCAAAUGCAGAGAUUUCAAAGCAGCUGCUAGUAGACGGCAGCAGCAGUCAGAAAAACGGCGUAGAGCUGCUGUAACGGAGAUGAUGCGAAAAAGGGCUGCGGAAGCCGCCAUCCAGACUUACUGA